CCCUGCGCCGCGGAACACUCGACACCAGCGACAAACCCAACAAAGGGGUGGUUAUUCUCGAUAGCACACACUAUUCUGCUAAAUCGUUCCCUCAGGCUAGGAUUACCCAGCUGUCUCUUAGGAUUGGCGAAUUACCUAUAUUAUUUUCGUGUGCUUCGUAUGCUCCUGCUGUCGCUAACCGCAAUCAACUAACCGCAACUGUAACUGCAACCGCAACCGGACUUUCCUACACCACGCCUAAACACCAAUACCUACCAACUUCCCUUGCUUUAUGUUGGGGCUCUCCUCGUCAUGUUUCAGAGAUUCAAGAGCGCAAUCGACCGGUCCAUCGCCGAAGAGCAGGCUAGACACAGGGCAAGCAUUGAAGCGCAGAAGCAAGCGCCGGGCUCAGCCAACUCCGCCUCACGGCGAUCACGAUCUUCGAGCGGCGCAGGGACACAGUCACCGGCCCGGAGGCCUCGACCAACAAAAAAGGCCAGCGAAGACCUUACGACGAAGGACGCGAAUGGCGACGGGGCUGCUAACCCCGACCCCGCGGUCUUUGAAGCUGCCUUUGUCAUCGACGAUGCCGACGAGACAGCUGACCCCUCAAGGGCAGCGACGCCGCCGUCACUAGACAAGGAUUCAAAAACUGGAGAUGCCGAUAAGGAUGCGGAGAAAAGUGCUGGCACUGCGCCGAGCAACGGCGUUGCUGACCCGCCGCCAAGUGAGGAAGGGAGAGAAGCCGGUGCUACCAACAUAGGGCAAGCGGCCAAGAUUUCCUUACCCGUUGUGCCCAACUUACCUCCAGAGGUACGGGCCCGUCUUCGGAAGCUUGAAAAGCUUGAAAAGACAUACCCAGAGCUCCUGCGUUCCUACCGUAUCGCUCAUAGCCGAGCAACGUCGAUCGAGCCGUUCGAAAGAGCACUCAAGGAGAACACGCCGCUCACCUCCAUCAAGGACCCCGAAGCUCUGGUCGAGUACUUGAACCAAGUCAAUCUGAGGAACGACAUGGUGAUGGAAGAGCUCAAGCGUGUCACAGCCGAAAAGGAUGCCUACAAAAGGAAGGCGGACGACGCUGAAAAGGAGCUUGUCGUGCUGAAGGAGGAAGUUGCUGCGUUGAAGACAGCAAAAUCCCCCAGCACGACGGGAGGGCAUGAGAAAGAUUCUGAGACCACGAGUGCAGAGGCAAGCGGUACUGCUGAAGCGCAGAAAUCCCCUGUCUCGCGCGUGCUGGAAGUCUUCUCCCCCAAGCAGAAGCCAUCGGAGCCUUCGGUUUCGCAGGACGCUGGCGACAAGGAAGACUUCUUCUCGUACGACAAUGAAAUACCACAGCUCCAAGCUGAACUUUCAAGGAAAUCCGAAGAGGUGGAAAAGCUUCAGGGCGAAGUGCGGAACUUGAAGGAUGAGCUAUCUCUGGUAAAAGAGCACAGCGCUGGCCUUGUAGAGAGCCUGGAGAACGCCACCAGAGAACUCAGCGAGAGCAAGGAUGCUGCCGCAGUCAAGGCUUCGUUUGAGACUCAACUUGAGGCUAGGAAUACCGAGAUCUCAGCCCUUACCGAACGGCUCGACAAGGCACAUUCUAAGCUUAGGGACGUCGAGGCGCAGCUCGAGGAGGCUAAACGCGAAGCAGCGGAAGCAGCUAAGGAUAAUGCAACCCGGCUCACUGCUUCCAUCUCUCGGAAUGAGGAACUGGAAAGGGAGCUAAAGAGCGCGGACCAAGCCAAGUCUGCCCUGGACAAGAAGAUCCAAGGCCUAGCGUCGGAGAUUGAGCUGCUGAAAAAGGCCAAUGCCGAAGCGGAAUCCAGGGUCGACGAACUCAACAGGAAAAUCCAACCCGCAUCCACCUCGACCGCUGCUCCUACAGGAGUGGAGUCGACUCAAGAGAGUUCACCUGCCGCUGCCACCGCGAGCGGGUCUAAGAAGAAGAACAAGAAGAAGAAGAAGGGAGGCGCCUCAGCCAUUUCUGCUUCCUCAGAGCCGACUCCAAGUGAAGCGUCAGUAGCGGCGGACCAAGCGCCACCUUCACCGCAACAAGGGCCGACAAGCGGGGAGCUGCAGGCCGAGUUAGAUCGUCUCCUGGCAGAGCUAGCCGAGAAAAAUGGCCGGAUUGAGAGCUUGUCCAAGCAGCGCAAGACCGAGGAAGAACUCCGCGAGGAAAUCGAAAUUUUGCAGGAGAACCUGUUGACGAUUGGCCAAGACCAUGUCGAGGCACGGGAGAGGAUCAAGGAACUAGAGGCCGAGAAGAAGGCGCUGAAGGAGCGCAUUUCUGAGCUCGAAAAGGAGGUUGAGACUGCGGCCUCGGCAACCAGAAACAAUUCCGCCCUGCAAAGCGAGCAUGAAUCGCUGAAGCAGGAGUUUGAUAGUCUCAAGAUGAAGUCGUCAACACUUCAAUCCGACCUGGCCGCCGCGCAACAGCUAGCCCAGACUCGCUACAAGGAUCUCACUGAUUUGCGGGAGGUGCUCCAGAAGGCUCAGCCCGAGCUCAAGUCUCUUAGGCAGGACUCUGCAGCACUCAAGACGACACGAGAAGAGCUGGCUGCUAAGAGCACGGAACUACGCGAGCUGGAGAAGCGCGAGAAGGAUCUAAAGUCGGAGCUCACGCGGGCUCAGCGGCUGGCAUCCGACCGUGAGGCCGAGAUCAAGUCGCUUCAUGAGAAGGUCGCACAAGAGACAAACGCGCGACUACGGUUAGAAGACGAGAAGCGUGUGGCAGGCCGCGACCUUCGUCGUUCCGAAGCCGAAAAGAUUGAGCUGUCAGCAAGAGAAGAAAAGGCCACGCGCGAGCUACAGCGCGUCCAAGAAGAGGCAGCCAAGUUGCGGCCUCGCAUUAGGGAGCUUGAGGACGAAGCCGCCAAGCUAAAGAAGGAGCAGGACGUCCUCCGCGAGGAGAUAGAAUUCAAGACGAACCAGUACAGCAACGCGCAGAACCUCCUUAGCAGCAUGCGAGACCAAACGGCCGAGCUAAGCAUCCAGCUCAAAGAGAGCCAGUCACAGUGCGAGAGCCUCGACGAGGAGCUGGCCGAGGCACGCAAGAUGCUCGGCGAGCGUACGCGCGAAGCCGAGACCAUGCGCCGCUUGCUUGCUGACGUCGACGAGCGCGCCGACAACAAGGUGCGCGAGAUGCGCGCAAAGAUGGACGCGGCCAUCGAGGAGCGCGAUCGGCUGGAGGACGAGUCGAGCGCUCUCGCACGGCGCAAGGCGCGCGAGACGGAGGAGCUCAGGCAAAAGAUCCGCGACCUGGAGCGCGAGGUGAAGGCGCUCGCAACCGAAAAGGAUGACCUCGAGCACAAGGAGCGCGAAUGGCGGAGGCGGCGCGAAGAGCUGGAAGCGUACGAGGAGAGGGCCGGGGCCGAGGUCACCGAGAUGCGCACGACCGUGACCAACCUGCGGUCGACGCUGGAUGCCUCCGAGCAGCAGGUCAGGGACUCGGAGAAGAAGAACGCCGAGCUCCGCAGGGCCCUGGACGAUUACCGGCUGCGCUACGACAAGCUGGCCAAGGAGGCCAAGGCGUUGCAGGCCAAGCUUGUGUCGUCUCCGGCGGCCGUUGCGGUUGCGAGCCCCGGCCGGAGCUCAAUGGACUCGACCCGCUCCGGCGGUACUAGUACUAUGAGUGGCGCAGGACAGGGACAGGGACAAGGGAGUGGCAGCGGUCAGGACGCGAUGUAUCUGAAAACGAUUUUGUUGCAGUUCUUGGAGCAGAAGGAUAACAAGCUUCGAGCGCAGCUUGUGCCGGUCUUGGGGAAGUUGCUUAAGUUCGACAAGUCGGACGAACAGAAAUGGCUUGCUGCCAUUCAGCAUAUUCACAACCGGUGACCCUUCCUUGCCUUUGGCUCUGGGAGUUCGAGGCUGCGGUGCUGUCUUCAUGCAUUGUACUGUACAUACUGUUUACCCUUGCUUUGCAAUGGCACUGGCAUAGCUAGGCACGGGGGAGCUUUGGAUUGGAUCUGUAACAUAUAGAUUUGCGUGCUGUGUCUUGGAAGGGUAGAGGCUUUGUGAGAGGCUUGAGGCACCGGGGUCGGAGGGUAAUGGGGUGUCAAAUGGAUGAAAUUCGGCCGCAGAAUCUAUUUCGUGCUACCCUCUCGCUUCUAUGGCACUGGAAAGUGCAGGCAUUCGCGGAUGACUGGAGGUGGAGUGGUGCGUUAGAUCUCCCUUCAUGUCCCAUCCGAGUCUUUUACGCAAGGUACCGUACGGUCCGUACGCCCUCAUCACCCGCCCCGGGCCGUUGGAUAUAUUCACACUCGACCAGCAUCUCCACACAUCCCCAGAUG
This is a messenger RNA of Canariomyces notabilis, 4250 nucleotides long. RefSeq lists its product as uncharacterized. Bases 292 to 3795 code for a protein of 1167 amino acids. The transcript is spliced from 3 exons. Lineage: Eukaryota; Fungi; Ascomycota; Sordariomycetes; Sordariales; Chaetomiaceae. The record is from RefSeq and is a predicted model, not a curated record.